AUGUCCUUCUUCCCUGGUAUUGUCCUGUGAAAAGCAUUCCUCGAAAGCAAUAAUGAGCAGCAAAUCAAAACAGCAAGGUACCAAAUAGUAUCAGUGAGUAGCCUGCUUCUCGAAGAAAAAUCAAUUCAGCCAAUGACACGAAGAUUACUCAAAGAGAUGAAAACCCUAGCAGAGAAAAAAGACGAAGAGUUUUCUAGCGAACACUUAAAGCGUUUGAUUAGUUUUGUUGAUGUUUUAUAUGAUUUUUGUUCAGCAAAAAUAAUCAGUUCUGCAGAAGAAGUAAACACCGAAUCAGAUGACUAG
Molecule: messenger RNA, 303 nt
Organism: Blepharisma stoltei
Lineage: Eukaryota; Ciliophora; Heterotrichea; Heterotrichida; Blepharismidae
Source: the annotation of a GenBank genome assembly